This is a messenger RNA of Polistes canadensis, 1961 nucleotides long. RefSeq names its product ceramide phosphoethanolamine synthase (gene Cpes). Lineage: Eukaryota; Metazoa; Arthropoda; Insecta; Hymenoptera; Vespidae. The record is from RefSeq and is a predicted model, not a curated record. The transcript has a single exon.
UUUUCUUAAGAAAUAAAAAGAAAUAAUAUAGGUGAAUAAAAAAAUAUAUAAAGAAUGAAAAAAAAACUUUCUUGUAGACGAUUGUUCGUCAAUGAUAAAGUAUUUGCGAGGGGAGUGCGCUAAAAUGGUAUGGGGGCAGAGAAGGGGAAAAAGUGUGCGUAUGGGAGUGGAAGGUUGAAGAAGAGAAUAGUUGAGAAUGAGAUCUAUGCGUGACCACGUGCGAUGCGACGACGCAUGGAGACGAUCGUCAUUGUAAGUUAAGCUAGAUUAUUGAAGUUCGAACAACUCUCCGAGUGAGUCUCUCAGUAAGCCUUGGCACGAUCUACCGAAUGGUAUAAAAUUUUCAUUCAUCAGAUGGCAACGACACGUAUCUCAUUAGAUCCGUAUAUUUAAUCGGGAAUCAAUACGAUCGAUUAUAUAUAUUUUCUUCAAUUUUUUACAAAUAUUUAUUUUUUUUAUUAUAAUAAUAAUACGAUUAUAAGUGCGUGUGUGUGUGGUUGAAGAAUUAAAAAGGAAACAACAAACAUUCUGUGUUCUACGAAGAAGCUAAUUAUAUAUAUAGAAAGAAAGAGAAUAAAAGAAAGAAGUUAGAAUUUGGGAAUAUAUUGGUUUUGACCGCAUAAAAAUAACAAAUAAAGGAAAUAUAACAUGGCCGUUCAUUUUGAUUUGGUUAACAAAAUAGCUCUGGUGAUUAUCGCUAUAUCAAUGGUGUAUUUCAUCGUGAUGGAUGUAUUAUUAUAUUCGAGAGUAAAGAAUUAUCGUAUAAGAGCAACAACUAACGAUACGCCGUAUCAACCAACGAUACCCUGUAAUUUGAAUCCUCUUUGCGCGGUAACAGUGAAAGGUUUGACAUUGGAUCAUCCAAAUCAUUUUCUUCUUAGUCCAUUGGCCGCCUUGAUGGAUAAAGUAUUGGGAAUUAGUCAAUAUUGGAAUUGGUUGACACCGAAUAUGAUUAGCGGUUUCCACGUGUUGGUUGCUGUAUUAGCAGGUAAAUGUGUAUCGAGCGAAUCCCUAACUCAAAGACGUCUCGGUGCGAUAUUAUUUCAAGUGAGAACAUAGCUAGACGAUUUGGACGGCCACGUAGCGAGACAGAGAGCUAACAUAUCGGGUGAACGAUCGGACGUUGGUUCACCUGGUUAUUUCGUAGACGGUUUUUGCGAUGCACUUGGAUGCGUUGCCUUGAUAACCGGACUUUAUUACUUUCUUAUUCGCUCUCCACCCAGACGAGGAGGAUACGAUAAACUGCAGAUCUUACCUUUGACCUCUGUCAUAUUAGAUGCCCCAUCGUCGUCAUCUUCUUUUCCGAACAUGUCAAUAAGGAACAUCGCACUUCCUAAUGUCCUCCUUAUAAUCGGCCACCUGAUCGUAGCCAGUGCUGCAUGGAACCGUUACAUCUGGCUUUACCAGGAUCUUCUGGAUUUAGACAUCGAGCCAUUCUCCAUCAAUACAGAACUCCUACACCUAAGGCAAACCAAUGUACUCAGAAGUAACUCGUUUUGGUUCGUUGCUCUAGGAUGGAAAAUGUUAAACGUACAUGCCGCCAUGGAUUAUCUUUUAUUGGCUAUAUUUUUCAAUCGCGUCUGGGAAUAUAUCAAAUUGUCCAGAUGGUCGUCCUACGUUCUUAUAUUUUUACUUAUAUAUUUGACUGAAUUUCAUUACCAAUAUGCUUACGAUUAUAUACACAUGGUACCCAUGAUUCUCGGUAGCGAGAGAUCUUCUUUGAUAGGCCUUAAUAAUCGAUGAGAUUAUCUAUUUAUCUAUCUUAUCUCUCUCGAAUCAUUUUUUUCUUCUUCUACUUCUUCUUCUUCUUGUCUUUUAGUUAACAAACUUAUCUUUUGAUAAUUCGAUAUUUUAUUGAUACAUUUUUCUCGUUCAUAGUAUUAGGUACAUAGGUAUACUAUUCACAUAACAUAUACGAAUAAUACAUAUUUUAAUAAGAAAGAAUACAAAUUUUAUUUAAU